AAGAGAAGUUAAGAAAGACGUUUUCCACCUCUGCGAAGCUGUUGCACUUGUCUUCUCUCGGAGUGUGGGGUUGCUUUUUUUAUUUUAAGGCGCGGGUUGUUUUGCGCGUCAACAAUAAGGAGCAUGCUGUUGGAGCGACGGAGAGCGCAUUAAAAGAGCGCAUUUCACUCAAUGGAAUUCUUAUAUUUAGCUCCGUGAGGGACCAGCCAGACGAGCAGAGGAAAGAGGAAACCCUGAUCCUGGUGUUUAUCGUUUUGAGACCGCUUCGAGCCCCCAAAACUUGUCGUUCAUAUCACGGUGCACGGCUAUGUGGUGAUGAGGGCGCUGUGAGUGUGUGAGAAAGACGGGGGAAUAGCGCAAUUUUAUCUACAGCUCCGGGGAGGAAAGAUGAUGAUGGCCGGUGGUGGUGGUGGCGGAGCAGCCGUUGACCACAACGGGAUAUACACAAAUCCAAAUCUCCACAGCCUGCAGCAGACCCAUAUGGACGCCGAUAACCCAGACUCCCGCAAACGGCCGCUGGAAACUCCGGCUGAGGAGGCCGGCUGUACCAAACGCACCAACACUGGAGAGGAGGGUGAGUACUUCCUGAAGGUGCUGAUCCCCAGCUAUGCAGCCGGCUCUAUAAUUGGCAAGGGUGGCCAGACCAUCGUACAACUGCAGAAAGAGACGGGUGCCACCAUUAAGCUGUCCAAAUCCAAAGACUUCUACCCAGGAACAACAGAACGAGUCUGUCUGAUACAGGGUACGGUCGAAGCCCUCAAUGGUGUCCACAACUUCAUUGCGGAGAAAGUUCGCGAGAUGCCCCAGAGCGCCCAGAAACCAGAACCAGUCAGCAUACUGCAGCCACAGACCACAGUCAACCCUGACCGAGUCAAACAGGCUAAAUUGAUUGUGCCCAAUAGCACAGCUGGGCUGAUCAUUGGCAAGGGUGGAGCCACAGUGAAAGCAGUGAUGGAGCAGUCAGGGGCUUGGGUGCAGCUCUCACAGAAACCAGAAGGCAUCAACCUGCAGGAGCGAGUAGUAACCAUCAGCGGGGAGCCCGAACAGAACCGAAAGGCCGUGGAAAUCAUAGUGCAGAAAAUUCAGGAGGACCCUCAGAGCAGCAGCUGCCUCAACAUAAGUUACUCCAAUGUUUCAGGCCCAGUUGCCAAUUCCAACCCCACUGGCUCCCCCUAUGCUAAUACAGGCGAGGUGCUGCCCAAUGCAGCUGCAGCGGCUGCCACUGCCUCUAGCCUUCUGGGUCAGGCCGGAUUGACAGGAAUGGGCGCCUUCCCUGCCGCCAUGUCCAGCUUAUCCGGUAAUGAUCUGCUGGCCAUCACCUCAGCUCUCAACACACUGGCCAGCUACGGCUACAACACUAACACCCUCGGCCUGGGCCUCAACCCAGCAGCUGCUUCAGGGGUCCUUGCUGCAGUAGCAGCUAGUGCUAACCCGGCUGCUGCUGCUGCAGCUAACCUUCUGGCCUCCUAUGCUAGCGAUGCCUCUAGCAGUGCGGGCCACCCUGCUACAGGUCUCGGUGGGUUUUCCUUGGGGUCUCUAGCAGCUGCUACUGGGGCUUCCAACGGUUACCUAAAUGCUUCAUCCCCACUGAUGGCCUCCUCCCUAUUGGCAACAGAGAAGCUGGCAGAUGGUGCCAAGGACGUGGUUGAGAUUGCUGUGCCCGAGAAUCUGGUGGGUGCCAUCUUAGGGAAAGGAGGGAAAACGCUGGUAGAGUACCAGGAGCUAACAGGAGCCCGCAUCCAGAUCUCCAAAAAAGGAGAGUUCAUUCCUGGUACUCGGAACCGUAAAGUUACCAUAACAGGGUCGCCAGCCGCUACGCAAGCAGCACAGUAUCUGAUCAGCCAGCGGAUCACCUACGAGCAGGGCGUGCGGGCUACCAACCCACAAAAAGUGGGCUAAAAGGAAAAAGAAGAGGAAAGAAGGAAAGGAUGAAGACAGAGAUGGAAGGGAAUUGAGAGAGAGUCAUAAUGGAUAAGGAAGAAAAGAAAUGUCCAAAUAUCUGUUCAAUAUUUCAGUAUCAAAUGAGAGAAUCACAAAGGAGGAGGUGGGGGAGACAACCAAGAUAAGUGUGUGUGAUAUGUGAAUGUGUUUUUAGGACUGACGUCCUGAUGUUUUUUAAAAGUUUGUGUCGAGUCCUUUUGAUGAUGGUGAUCAGAGUAAGCUGAACUGGUCCACUGCCAAGCUGCAGAUUCAAGGGUGAGGCCAAAGGGUUUCACCCUCCUCCAAAACCUCAUAGCUUUUAUUUUAUUUCUUGUGUUUGGUUUUGUUGGUUUUAAUUUCAUUGCAAACCUCAGCUCCCGGUGAGUUGAGUGUGUCAGAUGAAGUUCCAGCCAGCUAAUAGAGCUGUUUUACAAACCUUGCUUGUUGUAUACAAUGCAGAAGGCAUUGUGAACAGGGGUGUGGUUUUAUGACACGCACCUGAGGUCAUCUCAGUUUAUGGGGAAGCAAUCUGAGAAUAAUUUCUAAAAAAAAAACAAAAAAAACAUCUUUGUUGACAUAUGUUCAAUUCUGGCUCAUAUCAUAAUUGAAGUUUCUAAA
This is a messenger RNA of Pelmatolapia mariae (spotted tilapia), 2538 nucleotides long. It is a transcript of the gene nova1, whose product is annotated as NOVA alternative splicing regulator 1. The transcript has 4 exons. Bases 388 to 1899 code for a protein of 503 amino acids. NCBI's taxonomy places the organism in Eukaryota, Metazoa, Chordata, Actinopteri, Cichliformes, Cichlidae. Gene Ontology annotation, cellular component: cytoplasm; nucleus. Gene Ontology annotation, molecular function: mRNA binding. Gene Ontology annotation, biological process: regulation of alternative mRNA splicing, via spliceosome; mRNA splicing, via spliceosome. The record is from RefSeq and is a predicted model, not a curated record.